CUGCGCACGGAAGUACGGCCGCGCGCCACGCCCUAGAACGAAAGAGUACGAAGAGGGGAAGGAAAAACAAAGAAACUUGGCGACGAAAGGUUUCGGUUAGUCGAAUCAGCGCAGUUCAGGCACAGUUGAGUUGGGGUAUUUCGUCAACGUCUCUUCACGUCGAGUCAGAACCGUCAAAUCCGAAGAGUAUUGCACCACUUUGUUUUCUUCUCGUUGCACUUGUUCACAGCAAUGGGACUCUGAGCCGAAACCGGCCUGAGUGUUGGACUUCUUGGGUUCAGGCUGUGUUGGACUUUUAUUCUUGAGCUAUGAACAAAAAGGACUACCUCGACUCUGGGUUGAGGUACAAUCCAAAUGCGGAGGAUGAAACGGGGGUGCAGUUCCUUCCUGUGUCAGACAGCAGUAAAUUGGAGAAAACUGGCCCCAAGAAGGUGAUGCUGAUGGUGGGCGUGGUGGUCCUGGCGCUGCUCCUCUCGCUUAUGAUUGGUUUGCUGGUGUGGCAUUUCCAGUUCCGCAAAGACCCCAGGCUUCAGAAGAUCUACACUGGGAUGCUGCACAUAAGCAGCGAGCAGUUUAUCGAUGCCUACGAGAAUCAAGACUCUCCAGAGUCCACCAAGCUGGCUGCCAAAGUGGUGGAGCAACUCAACUCUAUGUAUGCCAGUUCUCCUGUGCUGUCCAAGCAUUAUGUCAAGUCAGAGGUGACUGCCUUCAGUGAAGGCAGCGUCAUCGCCUACUACCUGUCUGAGUUCCGGGUGCUACCUGAUCAGGAGAAGCAGCUGGAUGAUGACAUGGCCUCCAUCUCCACUAAGGUAUCGAGGGGUAUGCGAAAGAUGAAUCAACUACAGGUGGACAACAUCGAUGCUUCCCCUGUUGAACCCCGGAGGUUACUGGUGACCCGCAGCAGCUGCUUGCAGAGAUUACACACGGUAAAGCAGGGUGUUGUCACCUUCACCUCUCCUGGCUUCCCCAACACUCCCUACCCUUCACUCUCUCUGUGCCGCUGGAUGCUGCGGGCAGACCCCAACUACAUCAUCAAGCUCAGAUUCGUGACUUUCAACUUGGAGAACAAUUGUAGCGCUGAUUCGUUGACGGUGUAUGACUCUCUGACUAUGGAGGGAUCCCGACUCAUCACAGAGAAGUGUGGCAUCUACCAGCCUUGGCAGACCCUUCAGUUGGAGUCUUCUAGCAAUGUCAUGCUGGUGCUGCUUCUUACAGACGGUGCAAAUAACUUUGCAGGAUUCCGAGCUGAUUUUUGGCAGGUGUCUAAAGCGUCAACAGCAUGUGGAGGACAGUUGACUGGGGCCGGUGGCAACUUCACCUCCCCUAACUACCCGUCAUACUACCCGCCUCGGAUGGAUUGCACGUGGAACAUAACAGUGCCUAACGGCUUAAACGUCAAAGUGCGCUUCAACAAGUUUCUGCUGAGUGAGCCAGGAGUGAUUGUAGGGAGCUGCUCCAAGGACUAUGUGGAGAUCAAUGGACAAAGGUUAUGUGGUGAGCAGCCUGUGACGGUGGUUUCCAGCAAGUCUUCGUGGAUAAUCGUUAAGUUCCACUCAGAUUCUUCAUAUGUGGAUCGCGGUUUUACUGCUGAGUACCUCUCCUACGAGCCCACCAACCCCUGUCCGGACAAGUUCCUCUGCAAGAAUGACCGCUGCAUCAAGCAAGAACUACAGUGUGAUGGCUGGAACGACUGUGGGGACAACAGCGACGAGAAACAGUGCUCCUGCAAGGCAGACCAGUUCACCUGUAAGAACUCCCUGUGCAAACCCAAGUUCUGGCUGUGCGACGGAGUCAAUGACUGUGGGGACAACAGUGAUGAGACCUCGUGCGCUUGCCCACAGGGACAGAUCAAAUGUCUCAAUGGGAAUUGUGUGUCCGAGAAGAGGAAGUGUGAUGGCACCGACGACUGUGGAGAUGGCACAGAUGAGAUGAACUGCCCAAAGGCUAAUGCGGACGUCACCUGUUCAGAUGCCACAUACAAGUGCAAGAAUGGAAAAUGUGUUAGCAAGAAGAAUCCUGAGUGCGAUGGCGUGAGUGACUGUUCCGAUGGCUCAGACGAGAGCAACUGUGAUUGUGGGACGCGGCCCAGUAAGCACUCGCGCAUCGUCGGGGGUCUGGAUGCAGACGUCGGCGAGUUUCCCUGGCAGGUCAGCUUGCACGUGAAGGGCUCUGGACACACAUGUGGUGCCUCGCUCAUCUCUGAUCACUGGUUGGUGACGGCCGCACACUGUGUGCAGGACGACGGCAGAAUCAACUAUGCCAGCCCCAAGACCUGGGAAGCCUACCUUGGCUUACACAGGCAGGGAAAACCUGAAACUGAGACAGUUCAGAGGAACCUCAAGCAGAUCAUCGCACACCCCUAUUACAAUGACUACACCUUUGACAACGACAUCGCCUUGAUGGAGCUGGACAAACCAGUGGCCUACAGUCCUCUCAUUCGGCCCAUCUGCCUGCCUGAUGCCACCUAUGUGUUACCUGCGGGCAAAUCUGUCUGGAUCACUGGCUGGGGUGCCACCAAAGAGGGAGGUUUUGGGGCCACCGUGUUGCAGAAGGCUGAGGUCCGAAUCAUCAACGAGACGGUCUGUAAAAGCUUACUGCCAGGACAGGUGACCUCCAGGAUGAUAUGUGCCGGCUUUCUGACCGGGGGAGUGGAUGCUUGUCAGGGUGACUCUGGUGGCCCCAUGUCCAGCGUCGAAACCAACGGGCGUCUGUUUCUAGCAGGAGUGGUCAGCUGGGGCGAUGGCUGCGCCCGCAGGAACAAACCUGGCAUUUACACCCGUGUCACUCAGUUCCGGGCCUGGAUCAAAGAAAAGACUGGCGUGUGACCGGUGUUGGCACAGAGGCUGGUGCUUUGUUUCCUAGAGACUGUGAAAGCCUGUGGUGCCAGCCUCCGUGCCAGGUUGGGUGAACUGGCAGCCCAAAUGAAGUAUAUCUGUACAUAAAAUCUAUAUAAAUGUAAAGUUUUAAUUUGAGGGUGGGGGUGGGAGGGUGGUCUUCACUUCACCGACCAUGAGCCUGGUUCAAUGUUUGUUUUUUUAUUGGUGCGGUGUUUUAAGAUGGGUGGGCUUAUUGUAGGGGCGGGGUGGGGGAUUUUCAAGUGUUGCUUUUCUCUGCCCUGCGAAAUGCGCCAGGGCAGGGUUGGCAUUCCCAACAAGUGCCUUAUUCUAACGUGUGAUACUGGAGGACGGGGGAGGUGGCUAAGUGUGUGGGGGGGUUUGGGGGGUGGGGGGGCGUUCAUGUCUACAAUGGGGGCAUCCACUCCAGCAAGCUGGCAGCUUUUGUUCGUCCACUCUUCUCUUUUUGCUUCUCCCCAAUGUGAUUUUUUUUUUUUAUAUAUGUAAUAAUGCUGUACCAGUGGUGGUUUGGGGCAUCGGGGUCACUCUCUCCUGGUACUGGACUUAGGAAGCGUCUACAGACCUGUGCUCGGCUUUUAUCUUUCGGUUUCUUGUUUUAUAUUUUUGUGUGUAUUUUGCCUUCU
Molecule: messenger RNA, 3478 nt
Organism: Erpetoichthys calabaricus (reedfish)
Lineage: Eukaryota; Metazoa; Chordata; Cladistia; Polypteriformes; Polypteridae
Gene: st14a
Product: ST14 transmembrane serine protease matriptase a
Exons: 19
Coding region: 309-2825 (838 amino acids)
Biological process (GO): proteolysis; acrosome reaction
Cellular component (GO): membrane
Molecular function (GO): protein binding; serine-type endopeptidase activity
Source: RefSeq, a predicted model, not a curated record